Molecule: messenger RNA, 2070 nt
Organism: Beauveria bassiana ARSEF 2860
Lineage: Eukaryota; Fungi; Ascomycota; Sordariomycetes; Hypocreales; Cordycipitaceae
Product: calcineurin-like phosphoesterase
Exons: 2
Coding region: 1-2070 (689 amino acids)
Source: RefSeq, a predicted model, not a curated record
AUGAAUCGAUUACCCGAGUUCUACGAGGCCCGGGCACCGGCACCAACAAACGCGCACCAAGUUCCAAAUCAAUGGUGCCAGCAGCGUCCCCAAAGCACCAUGGCUAACCUGAACCAGCCCAGGACAUUCAACAACCAAGGCUACCUCCAGAACGGCGGUGCCCCUCAGCCGGGAGCUGCUCCCCUUCUGCCGAACCAAGGCCGUGUCAUUCAGACUGGUCCUAUGCGAGUUCUCUGCGUCGCAGAUGUUCGAGGUAACCUGCGAUCACUCAACGACCUUGCCAAACAGGCCCGCGCGAACUACAUCAUCCACACCGGCGAUUUUGGUUUCUACGAUGAUACAUCUUUGGAUAGAAUCGUCGAGAAGACGCUGAAGCACGUUGCUCAGUACUCCCCCCUCAUUUCAGAGCCAGUCAAGAAGGCCAUUCAACAAGGUGGUCCCGGCCCCAUCAAGUCUCGAUUCCCCGCCAGCGAUCUGCCUCUUUCCGAGCUCCCGCUCCUGCUCAACGGCACGCUCAAGCUCGAUGUCCCCGUUCACACUGUUUGGGGUGCUUGCGAAGACGUGCGCGUUCUCGAAAAGUUUCGAUCUUCAGAAUACAAGGUUCACAACCUCCACAUCAUUGACGAGGCUAGAUCAAUGCUACUAGAGAUUGGCGGUGUCAAGCUUCGUCUGCUCGGCCUCGGUGGUGCCGUCGUUAUGCACAAGCUUUUUGAUAACGGGGAGGGCCGCACCACUAUUGCUGGUGGACAGGGUACGAUGUGGACAACUCUUCUUCAGAUGGGCGAGCUGGUGGACACUGCGCACAGAGUCUACGAUCCGACUGAAACUCGAGUCUUCAUUACCCAUGCCUCCCCUGCCAGAGAAGGCAUUCUCAACCAGCUUUCCGUAGCACUCAAGGCCGAUUUUUCUGUCUCGGCCGGUCUCCAUUUCCGCUACGGAAGCUCUUACAACGAGUUCAGCGUGAAUCCCACGCUUGAUCACUACCGUGGCAAGCUAGCUGCCUCCAAAGCCUCGUUCAACGACGUUUGGGAGACAGUCAAGGGUGAGGUUGAGCCUGCCAUUUCCCAAAACGAAGCUCAGCAGAACCUCCUCAAGAACGCUCUUCAGAUCGUGGAGAAAAUGCCUACUACCGCUGCUGGCGGUAACCCCUUCGGCGGCCCGGUCAGCGGACAUGCGGCCCUCGGACAGGUUGACGAGAGCGCUUUCAAAAAUAUGUGGAACUUUAACUUGGCUGAUGCCGCUUUUGGCUAUCUUGUUUUGGAAAUCCAAGACGGUCGCAUUGGUACGGAGAUGCGCGCUCAGGGCUUCAACUUCUCGCAUAGAGGAGCCAAGCAACAGUCUGGCGCUGCUGCUAGCGCACCCGUCACCUCGACCUCCGCCAGUGCGCCAACACCACCUCCCGCUCCUGCCGCGCUUACUUCUCGCCCACCACCUGACAAGCACGACAAGCAUGAGAAACAGGCCAAGGGUUCCACGCCUGCCAAGCCGGCCACUCCCCAGCCUAACCAGAGCAAUACAAACAAGGAUACGGAGAAGACUCCUGCCUCCGCCAACGGCGGUCCUGACCCCGUUACCUCUCCCGCCCCCAAGACAUAUCCCUCUGACAUCAUUGGCUUGUUCAUCAUGAAUGUCAGCACCGAAGACCAGUGCCGUGAACUGUUCAGCGAUGCAGACAGGGCCAAGAUUGUCAAGAUUGAGAAGUGGGGUAGCUCGAACAAGGUUGUCCAAUUCAAGAGCACCGCUGACCGAGAUGCUGCUAUGGAUAAUUUGCCAGACUCUGUUAAGACAAGAACCUCGGAGGACCGCAGCAAGCCCUGGGUCAAGAUUUUCCAACCUCGUGAGACUAAAGGUGGCGCCCGCGGCGGUGCUGGGAACUGGGGCGCCAAUGCACGCGGCGGCGCUAGCGCGAGCGGAUAUCGCAGCGCGGGAGGAGCAAGUGACUCCGAAAGCAACAUCCGUGGUGGCCGUGGCGGUCGCGGUGGUCGCGGUGGCCGAGGCGGUGAACGUGGUCGAGGAGCUCGAGGCCGUGGAGGCAAGGGUGACGCUAGCACGUCUUCACCCGCUGAGUAA